AUGAGGUUCUCCGCGCAUCGCGGUUGCUGCACGCUAUUCGCAGCUCUCGCGGUUGCCGCAUGCCUAUUGGCCACCGGCGUUCCGUCAGCCGAAGCGUACGAUCCGCUAGAUCCAACGGGCAACAUCACGAUCGUGUGGGAUGUAACGAGCUGGGCAGGCGACGGUUACAUCGCGUGGGUGAAAAUGUACAACUACCAGCACUACCGCAAGAUUGAUCCACCUGGCUGGGCGCUGACGUGGAAUUGGACGCACGGCGAAUACAUCUGGGACUUGACGGGAGCCGUGGCGACGAAGCAAGGCGAUUGUUCUAAGCUGCAAUUCCCCGGGGGCAAGAUCCCGCACAGCUGCAUGCAGUACCCGGUGGUGAUGGAUUUAAUGCCUGCAGACCCCCUCAAGCCGGACGCGCCGGGAGUGCUGAAGAACUGCUGCAAGGCGGGGUACCUCGGAGCCAACAAGACCGACCCCGGGCACUCGCUCGCAGCGUUCAUGAUCAACGUCGGUAAUGCCACGAGCACGGUGUGGAACUUCGUGCCUCCGGGCAAUUUCAGCCUGGGCGUGGACGGAUACAAGUGCACAGACCCAUUCCAAGUCAACUCCACCAUCUAUACCGACCCUACCACUCGCCGGGAAACCCAGGCCCAAGUGACCUACCACAUCGUGUGCACCUACAGCUCGAUUCAGAAGCGAGACCCACCGAAAUGCUGCGUGUCGUUAUCCUCGUUUUACAACGACACGAUAAUACCGUGCGCGAGCUGCGCGUGCGCAUGUGGGAACUACUCGGCGAGCUCGAUUGUGUGCGUGCCGACGGGCGGCAAGGUGCCGUAUCUGAUGUCGACGCCGAGUGGGGAUGGGCUGGAGUUGAAGACUGAUCAAACGGCCAUGGAAUGCAGUCCGGACGGGUGCCCCAUCAGCAUUCACUACCACUUCAAGCAAAAUUACGAGGGCUUCUGGAGAGCCAAGAUCACCAUCAUUAAUAGGAGCCUGUGGGACAACCACACCAACUGGAAUGUUGUUGUUGAGCAUCCAAACAUGGGCAAUCUGACGGACGUGUUUAGUUGGAAGGCGGAGAAUAUCCUGCCGUACGGAGUGAACAACACGGCCAUCUUCUUUGGCAUGAAGCAGUACAACGACGUGCUCAUGCCAGCUGGCAAGGGCGGCAACGUGCAGUCGGAAAUGCUCUUUGCCAAGACGUCAGAAUUCACGCUCGAAGACGGAUGGGUCUUCCCUAGGCUUGACAAGGUCUUGGCCACUGCCGGAGCAAGAGGAGCAGCAGGAUCGACGGAGCGACAGGCACAGCUUCUAUGGGCUGCUUUUGACGCUGCUCGCUCUGGGUCUCUGCACCCUGACUGGAGUCGCUCUCCAGAGCGGCUGGUCUCCCGGGUCGCUCCGCCUUGUCGACGAAAUACUGACCGAAUCCAAGCCUCUCUGGCAGGCUCGGCUACUGUCCAGCUGGCAGGCUCGGUAGGGACGAUUCGGGUGAUUGGAGUGACCAGCAUCGCUACAGUGCUGUGCAUGGGCGUGGUGAACCCCAUGGCGAGCGGCAUUGGUGGCGGUGCGUUCAUUCUCAUCCGCUCGGCCAACGGCUUUGCUGAUGCAGUGGAUGCAGGCAUUGCUACAGUGCUGUGCAUGGGCGUGGUGAACCCCAUGGCGAGCGGCAUUGGUGGCGGUGCGUUCAUUCUUAUUCGAUCAGCCAACGGCUCCGCAGAGUUUAUUGACUGCCGAGAGACCGCCCCUGCCGCUGCUCACCAGGACAUGUUUGAGGGGCACGAGGAGGAUAUCAGAAAGGGAGACCUUUUGGACAUGUUUGAGGGGCACGAGGAGGAUAUUAGAAAGGGAGGACUCUCAGUGGGAGUACCCGGGGAGAUCGCAGGGCUUUACCUGGCGUGGCAGCGGCACGGCAGGCUGACGUGGCGCGACCUCGUGACGCCAGCCGCUGACAUGGCAGAGAGUGGCUUCCACGUGGCAGCUUACCUGGCAAACUCCAUAGCCGCCAGCAACGCAACCAUCCUCUCAGACCCUGGACUCAGUGCCGUUUUUGCUCCUGGAGGGAAGCUUCUGAGAAAGGGAGACACCUGCUACCGCCCCGCCCUAGCAGCCACUCUUAAAGCCAUAGCAGCGACAGGCCCAGAUGCGUUGCACCGAGGGGAGCGGGCGAGAGCUCUAGUAAAAGAAAUCCAGGCAAUGGGAGGGAUACUGACUGAGAAGGAUUUGGAGGAUUUCCAGGCGCAAGUGAGGGAGGUGCUUGUGGGGAAGGCGUUUGGGCUGGAUUUCCUGAUGGCUCCCCCGCCAUCGUCAGGAGGGGCGGUGAUUCUACAGGUGUUGAAGAUUCUCCAGGGGUAUGAGCUUCCUCUGGCGUCAGCAGGAGUGUUGGGGUUGCAUCGGGUGGUGGAGAGCUUGAAGCAUGCGUUUGCGCUGCGCAUGCACCUGGGGGAUCCUGCCUUUGUCAACGUUACUGAUGUCAUCCAAGACAUGCUUUCAGACGAGUUUGCCGCCCGGCUUCGAUCCGCCAUCCACGACAACAUCACCUUCCCGCCCGAACACUACGGCCACCCCGAGGACGAGUCAGAAGAGGACAAAAAACGCCACCCGCACCGCCACCAACUAUACGCCCAGCUAGACGACCACGGCACGUCACACACAUGUGUGGUGGAUCAGGAUAGAAUGGCAGUCUCUAUAACAUCUACAGUAAACGGCCCCUGGGGAGCGGGCAGGAUGGCAUCCCAAUCAGGGAUAGUUCUCAACAAUGAAAUGGCGGAUUUUUCGCUGCCCUACCGGCCGGGCAGGAUCCCGAUGCCGUUUGAGCCGCCGCCCGCCCCAGCUAAUUUUAUCCGGGCAGGAAAGAGACCGUUGUCGUCCAUGGCUCCGGCUAUUGUGCUACAGGACGGGCAGCUGAAAGCUGUGGUUGGUGGGGCUGGAGGAACAGUGAUUAUUUCGGCUGUUCUGCAAGUGAUCCUGCACUUCUUUUGCCAGGGUUAUUCACCCUUCAAGGCCAUUGACGCCCCUCGUAUCCACCACCAGUUGCUCCCCAACACGCUGUUCUACGAGGCGGGCCACGCUCUCGACGACGGAGAGCGCAUCUCAGUGCCCAACGCAACCCUCGCUGCCCCAUCUCAUUCCCUUCCCGUUUUCCACAUGCCCCUCCUUCCUCCCUAUCACCAGCUGCUCCCCAACACGUUGUUCUACGAGGCAGGUCAUGCUCUCGACGAUGGAGAGCGCAUCUCAUCUCAGUGGUCAAUACGUCCCAUACCCCACACUCCCCCUUUCUCCCCCCAGCUGCUCCCCAACACGGUGUUCUACGAGGCGGGCCACGCCCUCGAUGAUGGCGAGCGCAUCUCAGUGCCCAACGCAACCCUCGCUGCCCUGACCCGCCGCAACCACACCACCUUCCCCAUUCAAUUCGGGGGCUUCGUUCAGUUUAUCGUGCAAGACCUGGACGGCCCUGCAGUAAGUGUUGCUCUGCAGAAGCUUGACGGUCCUGCCAGUGCUGAGCAAAGGCUCGACUCUGCUGCAGCAGUGCCAUCUCAUGGACCCGGCAGGAAACUCAUAUCAGACCAGAAAGCAGCCAAGCUUGCGAUGGCUGAGCCAAACUUUCCGCCUCCGCUGUUUGGGCAGCUCACUGCAGUGAGUGAUCCGCGCAAGGAUGGUGGUCCUGCUGGGUACUGA
Closterium sp. NIES-65 is the source of this 3663-nucleotide messenger RNA. The record is from the annotation of a GenBank genome assembly. Lineage: Eukaryota; Viridiplantae; Streptophyta; Zygnematophyceae; Desmidiales; Closteriaceae.